Molecule: messenger RNA, 2907 nt
Organism: Saccharomycodes ludwigii
Lineage: Eukaryota; Fungi; Ascomycota; Saccharomycetes; Saccharomycodales; Saccharomycodaceae
Gene: REV1
Product: deoxycytidyl transferase
Exons: 1
Coding region: 1-2907 (968 amino acids)
Biological process (GO): error-prone translesion synthesis; error-free translesion synthesis
Cellular component (GO): nucleus
Molecular function (GO): DNA-directed DNA polymerase activity; damaged DNA binding; deoxycytidyl transferase activity
Source: RefSeq, a predicted model, not a curated record
AUGCCAAUAAACGAAAAUGACUUGGAAUUAUUUUUGGAAUCAACAAGCAUUUUAAAUUCCUCUAGUCAAAAUUCAAUAGACAAAACUACUUCUAACGCAGAACUAAGUAAUAUAGAACACAGUACUUUAUUAAUUCCACGACCACCCCUAUUAAAAACUGGUACAACUUUAUCGGAACUCAAAAUACAAGAGGGAAAUGACUAUUGUAAUCAUGAUUCCAUUAAUGAAACUGAAGAGGGGGGGAAGACCGACAGUAUAAAACAGCAAGAAAAAAAUGAUGAUGCUUUUGAAAAAGUGCAUAGUAACAACAAUAAUCGUAGUUGCAACAAAAACAAUAGUUAUUUUAAUCCAAUGCUUCAGUCACCAACUAGGAUGCCUCAAAGAUACAACAAUUAUGAUGAAUAUAUGGAAAACAAAAUUUUCCAACAAAAUAAAAAUGAUCAGAAAUUAAUAGCCGAAUAUGAAAAACAGUUUAACAAGACAUACCCACAAAUUUUCAAAAACACAAACAUUUACAUCAAUGGUUAUACCAAUCCUACCAGACUACAAUUGCAUAAACUGAUUGUUUUACAUGGGGGCAAGUUUAGUCAUUACUUAGCGUCUAAAAGAAAUGUUACCCAUAUCAUUGCCACCAAUUUGACCAGCAAAAAGAAAAUCGAAUUUAGAAAAUAUAGAGUGGUUCAGCCAGAGUGGAUUAUGCAAAGUAUUGAAGCAAACAAAUUGCUCAAAUGGCAGGAUUAUGCACUUUUAUUGAAUGACACAAACAUCAAUAACACCACAGACAUAAAAACUCUAGUGACCAAGGACAGCACAAAAAAACCUCAUCUUGAUUGCAAUCAUCCUGAUUUUUUGGCAUCUUUUUUCAAAAACUCAAGACUUCAUCACUUGACCACUUGGAAACUAGAAUUACAAAAUAAACAUAUGAAGUUCAACCCAGUAGGUGCCCAUCAUAAUAGGAUAAAAAAAAUCAUUUACUAUAUAGAUUUUGAUUGUUUUUUUGCUACGGUAUCCGGCCUAAAACACAACGAAAAUAGCAGUCUUCCUAUUGCUGUUUCGCAUGGACAAGGUAACUCAGAUAUUGCAAGUUGUAAUUAUGCUGCAAGGAGCUUUGGUAUUAAAAAUGGUAUGUGGGUGUCCCGUGCAAAGCAAUUAUGCUCUACUCUAAAGAUAUUGCCAUAUGAGUUUGAUAGCUACAGAAAAAUUUCAGAAACGUUUUAUGAGCUGUUGUACGAUAAAUUUGAUACAGUCAUUCCAUUAUCUGUGGAUGAAGGUGUUUUCAUUGAUUAUCCGGAAGAUAUUGAUUAUAAAGGAAUUUCAGAAAAAUGCAUGGACAUACGGAAUUUGCUAUCUACAAAAACAAAGUGCACUGUGAGUAUAGGUGUAUCAAAUACUUUAGUUUUAUCCACCUUAUGCUUAAAAUCUGCAAAACCGAAUGGAUUCAAAAUAUUUUUACCACAUAAUACAGAAAAAGAAGCUGUAGCUAAAUUUGUUGGUAGCUUCCAGUUAACAGAUCUUCCAAAUAUUGGACACAAAACAGCCGACAAGAUAAACGAGUUGUAUAGUCCAAGUUCUAUAAUUACUUUAGCUGACUUACAAGCAAAUCUAUCGUCAUUAUCUUCCUUUAAUAAGCUGAAUAAACUCGGCGGCAAACUGUCGAGAAAAAUAAUACUAUAUUUAAAAGGUGAAGAUGACAUAGAUAAUAUAUCCAAAAUAAAUACUCCGUUCAACUAUUUCCGGAAAAAAUCAUUAUCCGUAGAUAUCAAUUGGGGGAUACGAUUCCAAACAAUUGAGCAAGUUUAUAACUUUAUUGACAGAGUCGUUGCUCGCUUGGCAUCCCAAUUGAAGAGUAUAAAUAUGGCUAGUUCACAAUAUACCAUCAAGUUGGCAAGGCGUAAGGCGAAUAGUCCAAUAGAACCACCCAAAUAUUUGGGUAUGGGCUUAUGUGACAUCACAUCAAAAACCGGAAGAUUUCCCGCUCAUACCAAUGAAAACUAUAUUAUGUCUCCUGAAAUCAAACAAUCUUUCAGGAAACUUUAUAUUCAAGCACCAAUUAGCUCCUUACGCGGGAUAUCUAUUACAUUAUCCAACUUGAAAACAAAUAAUGAUCGAGAUAUUGGUAGUAUGCUAGAUAGGAAAACCAACAACACUUUGGAUAAUUUCCCAAGAUUGCACCCUCCUUUACCGCACGAUGUGCCAUUAACUAUGAGCAAUACUGAAAAUGCGGACCAAAUGGUCACCGUCACACCACUGCUACCAUCAAACGAUAAUAAUAAUAAUAAUAAUAAUAAUAAUAAUAAUAGAAGAUCAAUUGAAAAAAGAAAAUCCAGAUCGCCAGCACGUGAAUUUUUUAACAAUUAUCAUAAAAAGAAAAACCAAGAGCGCGCGAAACAUCAUUUUUCUACGGAGAUAGACGAAAACGCAUUGAAAGAGCUACCGCUAGAAAUGCAAAAAGAGAUACAAAGAGAAUACGCAGUAAUCAACUUGGUGAAUUCAACAAAGCGAAGUGCUUUGGAAGCCCCAAAAAUCAUUCCAAAAAAGAAGUUAGAGUCUAUUUGUUGUUUCAAUCCACCAAUUCCCUUUCAAAAAUUGCUAAAUCCUAAAGAGAUCACGGCUAGGUUAGACACCUGGAUCUUACAAAAUAUCGAAAGGGGCCCCAGAACUGAUGACGCGCUACUAUUAGUUCAAUAUUUGAGGCGGUUGGUUAAGUUCAAUAAAAAAUCGAUGCUAUUGUAUAUCGUAGACCAUCUAGAAGAGCAGAUAGACUACUACAGAUCCUAUUAUAGAUCGGCAUCAGAUGAUCCACAAACCAGCAGCAACCACCACCAGAUGCCCGAUGGAAUACUCCAGUGGGAGAAAUUGCUAGUCCUGAAGAUACUGCCGCUAAGGGAAAGCAAAAACCGGGCAUAA